Salvia hispanica is the source of this 1176-nucleotide messenger RNA. NCBI's taxonomy places the organism in Eukaryota, Viridiplantae, Streptophyta, Magnoliopsida, Lamiales, Lamiaceae. The record is from RefSeq and is a predicted model, not a curated record.
GAUAGGCCUUUUCAAUCAUUUCGCUAUUGAAUUUGAGCUGAUAGUGCUGUUUUGUACUCAUUUUCGAUUAUAAGAAACCUCAGAUGAAAUCGUUUAGAGAGAGUAAUGGUGUUGGCUUUCUUUACUUAGGGGUCUAAAUUGUGGGGGUAAAUGGUUUUGGUAUCAGGCAAAACUGAACUCCAUAAAGACAAACCAAAAUUGCAAAUACUCAUCAUGGCUCUAAGACUCUCCUCCGUUGUCUCCUCCACAGUGGUCCGUAGGCGACUCCCUCUGGUGGGUGCCUUUUGUGUUCUUAGUUUUGGCCUCUCCAAUCUCUGUGCCGUUUCUCUAUCUUCGAGAACAGGGUGUGCUCAGUCUCUCCCUUUUGCCCCUCUCUUCCGGACGAAAUUCGGUAGUCAGUCUGAGAGUAAGAAAUUUCAUACUGUAAGGAUGGAAGCAAGUAAGACGACUGUACCCAGCAUUGUUGUCUAUGUUACAGUUCCAAACAAGGAAGCAGGGAAAAAAUUGGCUGAAAGCAUAGUCAAAGAGCGGCUCGCAGCGUGUGUUAACCGAAUACCAGGUGUUGAAUCAGUUUAUGAGUGGAAAGGAGAGAUACAAACUGACUCUGAAGAGCUGCUUAUAAUCAAGACGAGGGAAUCUCUUCUAGAGGCUUUAACUGAGCAUGUCAAGGCAAAUCAUGAAUAUGACGUGCCUGAGGUGAUUUCCUUACCCAUAACCGGUGGCAAUCUCCAGUAUUUGGAGUGGAUUAAGAACAGUACUCGGGACUAAGAUGACAGGCAGUCGCUCAUACCGGUUUGGACUGCAUUAAAUAAGUCUUGCUUUGCAUACUUAGCCUCAGAUUACGCCUGUGCAUGCUCUAAAACAUGGAUAAACUCGUAUAUGUGAUGAACAUGGUUAAUAUUAGUCCUAUACAUAUAGUCGGAAUAUGAAUUUAGUCCAAAACAUUCACUUUUUGAAAAUUGGGCCCUAAACGUUUGAAAUCGUUAUCGAAGUGGCGUGGGGUAGAAGUGUCUUGUUUAGUAGCCGACUAGCCGUUUGCAAUUAAGCCAAAAAUUCCGACACGAGGCUACAUUGCUUAACAACCAUUGGAAUCAUGUUUUGGGUAUCUAGUUUGGGUCGAAGUGUCUUGUUUAGUAGCCGUUUGCAAUUAAAUGACUCCGAAAUUUUUUUUGGGUA